This is a messenger RNA of Ziziphus jujuba (common jujube), 1664 nucleotides long. RefSeq lists its product as uncharacterized. Bases 701 to 1486 code for a protein of 261 amino acids. The transcript has a single exon. The record is from RefSeq and is a predicted model, not a curated record. Lineage: Eukaryota; Viridiplantae; Streptophyta; Magnoliopsida; Rosales; Rhamnaceae. Gene Ontology annotation, molecular function: S-adenosylmethionine-dependent methyltransferase activity.
AGCAGACGCAAGAGGGAGUAGGAACGAUUUUGGUAAUAUUCAAUCGAAAUAAUGAAUCUUACACCAAAGUUAAGACCGAUCCAAGUUAACCGUUGAGAAUAAUAUGGAUAUUGAAUCAAAUUUAGAUAUAAGAUUUGUAAGUGUAAUUUUACUAGAAUUUAUCCUUGUUUAAUUAAAAGAGAAAAAAAAAAAAAAAGUUGGUAUGUGAUUUACACUGCCACAUAACAGAUUGUUCGAGAUAUUGGGAUAAGGAAAUUGUGGUAACGAUUGGGAAAAAAAAAAAAAAAAAAAAGUGAAAUUUUCUUUGAAAUUUUAAUUUUGGUUUGUGAAGAAAGGUAAGGCGGCACGCAAAUCUAUGAGAGUAAAAAUAUCAUUGUAUAUAGAUUUCCGUAUUUGCAAAAUCUCUAUAAUUAAACUAUUUAAUUGGUUAAAAUUAUCAUCAUAUCCUAAUUAAAUAUUUCCAUACACAAACAAAAAUUCCUUAAGUUUCGUAUAUACUUAUCCUUCCCUCCAAAAGUUCGCCAGAAAAAACAAAAGCACUCCCUAAAAAGAAAUUUCCAAUUUUCCAUAGCCCAUCAUUAAUAUCUUCAAUCAGCUCUCUCUCUCUCUCCCUCUCUCAUGCAAACUGAAGCAACGACUUUUCCAUGCAUGUUUUGCUAAUUAGCAUUGCAAUGCAAAAAAAAGAAGAUAAAAUAAAAUAAUGAAAACCAGCGUUAUUCCGAACCUACCUCUCCCUCUGAAACCAUUCAUUCUCGCUCUCUUUCUCUCUCUAAUAUUCCUCACAUUCCUCUCUUUCCAACCCCCACUCCACCGCAAAAUCACCACCUUCCGAACCACCCUUCUUCAAUCACCACCACCGUCAAAAUCAAACACCUCCGACGACCUCCGUAUCCGAUCCGGAUACCCAUCCUACGAAUCCUAUAUCCAACACCAGCUCAAAAAAACCCUCAAUCCCAAGCUCCGAAAAAUAUGGACCACCCGCGAUUGGAAUCGCAAGGUUAGGGUCUUCGCCGAUUUUUUCCGAAGCCUCAAGCGCCGAAACCUCCUUUCCAACUCGUCGAAAUCGCUCUGUGUCGGAGCCCGAGUCGGUCAGGAAGUUGAGGCUUUGAGGAGUAUCGGAAUCGGUGACUCGGUGGGUCUGGAUCUGGUACCUCAUCCCCCGUUGGUUUUGGAAGGAGAUUUUCAUGCCCAGCCGUUCGAUAAUGAGACUUUCGAUUUUGAAUUCUCGAACGUGUUCGAUCACGCUUUGUUUCCCUGGAAGUUCGUUGGGGAAAUCGAACGGACGUUGAAACCCGGUGGGGUUUGUGUGUUGCACGUGUCGUUGUCUAGACGGGCUGAUAAGUACUCGGCUAAUGAUUUGUAUAGUGUGGGACCCUUGGUGGAGUUGUUUAACGAAUCGGUUGUGGUUGAUGUUAGGAACGUCGAUGGGUUUGGGCUUGACACCGAGGUGGUCUUCAGGAAGAAGAAGAAGGACAUAAGGAGCUGAUUAUUUUAUUGACCCUUUUUUUUUUUUUUCCUCUUUGUUGUAAAAAUCAAAAAACAAAAAUCUUUUAGAAUAUAUAUAUAUAUAUAUAUAUAUUUUGGUUUAAUGUGUUAAAAGUUAUAUACAUUUCUUUUUUUGAAAGAAUCUUUGAUGAAAUGAUGAUCUUCAUAUAUGUAUAUUA